GUAAGUGUUUAACUGCCCCUAGAUAAUUCCCAGAUGGAAGUCACAUAAUAGUUAUUUUCAUCAUUCUCUUUAACAUAUGAACCAAAUGCUCCCCGGGGGACAUGUGGUCAAUUUAUACAUAUUAGUCCCCCCUUCUUAUGAUGUCAGAGCCCCAUAGUUCUCUCUUCAUGCAAGGAUUGAAAACAGGCAGUCUACUUUCCUGGGAACAGAGAAGAAAAUACAUUUCUGGGUUUUUACAGUUGAGUUGAGGCUUGGGCUGUAGUUGCUGGGUGGAAGACACAGACUAAAUCAAGAUAGAGGAAGUCUUUGGAGGACGAAGGGUACUUUUCACAAAGAUACUGAAGAUUAACAUCAUUUGGCAAUCAAGUUCUAUCACAAUCUUUAAUUGCUUGAGAAAAGGUAAAAUCUGUUGGGGUCACUUUUUCUAUUCUCUAGCCUCAAUGCUUUACUAGGUAAAAAUAGAAGAAAGAUUUCUAGUGUGGGGAUUCACUUGGAUAGUGGGUAGGAACAGCAGGAAUUGUGGCUUUCGAAUCCUAAAGUAUCUGUGUUAUGUGAUACCCCACCUCUGCUCAAAUCUGUGCUGAAUGAGAGAAUAAGCUGUUUGAAAGUAAUCUACCAAAUGCAUAUAAUCUCUGACUCACUAAAAAAAAAAAAAGCACCACAAAUUAUUCAUGCCUGCAUUUUCUGCUCAUGCCUCCAAUUCUUCAACCUUUUUUCUCACCGGCUUCCCUGGCCUGGAACAGGAAUAUCCCUGGAUCUCCAUUCCCUUUACCUGCAUCUAUAUUAUGGUGCUCUCGGGGAACUGCCUAGUGCUCCAUGUGAUCCGGACUGAGCCAAGCCUACAUGAGCCCAUGUUCUACUUCCUGGCCAUGCUGGCACUGACUGACCUGUGUAUGGGACUGUCCACAGUACACACGGUGCUGGGGAUCCUGUGGGGGCUCAGUCAAGGAGUCAGCCUCGAUGCCUGUAUAGCACAGACUUACUUUAUCCACGGUCUGUCCCUCACAGAGUCAGGAGUUCUUCUCGCCAUGGCUUUUGAUCGUUUUACAGCAAUUUGUAAUCCUUUGAGGUAUACAUCUAUUCUAACUAAUGCCAAGAUCAUAAAAACUGGGCUGGGGAUUUUAGGAAGGAGUUUUAUGUUCAUCAUUGCCCCCAUAGUCCGCCUGAAGUUUUUUCAUUACUGCCAUUCUCAUGUCCUCUCUCACUCUUUCUGCCUGCAUCAAGACCUACUGAGGCUGGCCUGUUCUGAUACCAGCUUCAACAGUUUCUAUGCCUUAGCUCUGGUGAUUUGUACUCUUUUGUUUGACUCCAUGUUAAUUCUCACUUCCUAUAUCCUGAUCCUGCAUACUGUCGUGUCUAUUGCAUCCUGGGAGGAGCGUCUGAAAUCCUUGCAGACCUGUGUCUCCCACAUCUGUGCAGUCCUGGUUUUCUACAUCCCAAUCAUUGGACUGACCAUGGUACACCGCUUUGGGAAGCACCUCUCUCCUGUAGUCAAUGUUCUCAUGGGCAACAUCUAUAUCAUCUUCCCACCUCUGAUGAACCCCGUCAUCUACAGUGUGAAGACCCAACAGAUCCGUAGCAGGAUUCAGAGGUGGUUCUCCAUGAAGAGAGAGUAA
This is a messenger RNA of Loxodonta africana (African savanna elephant), 1616 nucleotides long. Its product is annotated as olfactory receptor 51V1-like. NCBI's taxonomy places the organism in Eukaryota, Metazoa, Chordata, Mammalia, Proboscidea, Elephantidae. Gene Ontology annotation, cellular component: plasma membrane. Gene Ontology annotation, biological process: G protein-coupled receptor signaling pathway. The coding region runs from base 672 to 1616 and encodes 314 amino acids. The transcript has a single exon. Gene Ontology annotation, molecular function: G protein-coupled receptor activity; olfactory receptor activity. The record is from RefSeq and is a predicted model, not a curated record.